GUCUUCUUCCUCAAGAGCUAGUUUCAAAAGUGCUUACGAUCCAACAAAGCUAUAUCUUCUUACAGGAAUACUUCCCUAUACACGGAUUAGCAGUCUUCCCAGACACUCAGUGAAGCCAACCCCGCUGUAAGUAAUGAGCCCCGCAGAAGGUGUAACCGCCGACGAGAAGAAACGCUUGCGCCGUGAGAAGCUCGCGGCGUGGAAAAAGAAGAAGGAGGCGGAGGCGGCGAAGCUCCCUGAGACAGUGACUAACGCCCCAGCGUUCCAUGGCAUCAAGAAGCUCACAUUAAAGCGCGUUUCGGCAAAGUCCGUGUUUGGUGAUGCCGCUGACGAGGCCGACCAGCCCGCCAGGAAGAUGAAACUUCUAAGUUUCAAGGAUGAGGAGAACGAUGAAAUGAACGGUGGUGGUCACAGCAAUGGUGAUGCCAAAGAUGGAGAUGAUAUCGACCCUUUUGAUGCCUUUAUGUCCACGAUUGCAGAUAGUUCCACGGCUUCGGGCCAAAUCCUUGAGAGCGAUGAAGAAAUCGAAACGGAAGCGGUUGCAGGAGAAACUCCGGAGGAGCUUCUAGCGAAACUCCAACAGCGUAAGAAGAAGGAACUCCCGCGGGUGGACCACUCCAAAAUGGCCUACGAGCCAUUCCGCCGACAAUUCUAUACGGAGCCGGCUUCCACCGACUUCGAGGUUGACCCCACUUUACUCGGCAUAAAAAUCCGCGGAGUGGGGUGCCCGAGACCGAUUCAACACUGGUCGCAGCUUGGACUCCCCCUCCAGAUGACCCACAUCAUCGAACAGGCGGGCUACACCGCGCCCACGCCUAUCCAGGCACAGUCGCUUCCCGCGAUAAUGGCCGGAAGAGAUGUUAUCGGAGUCGCCAAGACCGGCUCGGGAAAAACCGUGGCCUUCCUCCUCCCAAUGUUCCGCCACAUCGCGGACCAGCGGCCACUAGCGAAGAACGAAGGACCAAUCGCACUUAUCAUGACCCCCACCAGAGAGCUUGCCACGCAAAUCUUCCGUGAGUGCCGGCCGUACCUCCGCGCACUAAACCUCAGGGGAGUCUGCGCUUACGGGGGCUCGCCAAUCCAGGAACAGAUUGCUGACUUGCGGCGCGGGGCUGAGGUUGUCAUUUGCACGCCAGGCCGCAUGAUUGACCUCCUUGCAGCGAAUGGGGGCCGUGUCACCAACGUCCAUCGCGUCUCGUACCUUGUCUUAGACGAGGCCGACCGCAUGUUUGACAUGGGCUUUGAGCCACAGAUUACGCGGAUAAUACAGAAUGUACGGCCUGAUCGUCAAACAAUUUUGUUUUCGGCCACAUUUCCGCCAAAGAUGGAGGCGCUCGCGCGGCGUAUCUUGCGCAAGCCAGUGGAGAUUAUCGUCGGCGAGCGCAGCGUGGUGGGGUCAGAUAUCGCCCAGGAGGUUGAAGUUGUUGCUCAACAGACUGACAAGUUUGUGCGGUUGCUCUCGCGGAUUGGGAAAUUCUUCAGCGACGAUUCGCAGGGCAAGGUGUUGGUAUUUGUGGACCGCCAGGACGCUGCGGACGGGCUCUUCCACGCGUUAAUGAAGCGGGGUUACCCUUCCGUGACGAUCCACGGGGGAAGAGAGCAGAUCGACCGUGACGCCGCGAUCCAGGACUUUAAAAAUGGAGUGUACAACAUCAUGAUUGCGACAUCUGUCGCGGCCAGAGGGUUGGACGUCAAACAGCUACGGUUGGUGGUGAACUACGACGCUCCCAACCACAUGGAGGAUUAUGUUCAUCGUGUGGGCCGCACAGGCCGCGCCGGUAUGAAGGGAACGGCGCUAACGCUCUUGACCGAGGACCAAGAGCGCAAUGCGACAGAUAUCGCCAAGGUGAUGCGAUUGUCGGGCGUGGAGGUUCCGGCGGCGGUCCGCGCCAUGAGCGACCGUUUCCUCGAGAAGUUCAAGUCGGGGAAGGAGCAGUACGGGUCUGGCUUCGGGGGCAAGGGCUUGGAGAAGUUGGAGAAGCUCCGCAACGAAUCCCGCACGGUAGAGCGGAGGGCCUAUGGGGAGGACGAUAAGGAAGAAAAGACACCUGUGGUGGAAGCGGAAGUUCAGACGUUUGAUAUUGUGUUCGGGAAGGCUCCGCUGACUUCCGGGCUGCUGACAAGCGCGUUCGAUGCGCGGAUCUGCAUCAAUGACCUUCCGCAGAAGGCCCGCUGGGUCGUUUCUCAGAGCUACAAGAAGGUGUCUGAGGAGGCCAGUGUGUCGAUUACCGUUCGUGGGCGGUUCUACGCGGAGAACCAGACCCCGAAACCCGGUGAAGAGCCCAAGUUGUAUGUGUUGAUUGAAGGCGAGACGGAACGGAGCGUGGAGAAAGCUGUGGCAUUGUUGAAGGAGGCAAUGAUCGAAGGGAUCAACAUGGCCGCAACCGAGGAGGCCCGUGCCCCAGCAACCAGGUACAAGGUUUAACAAGUUCGGGUGAAAGACCCGCGAUGGUGGAAGGAUGUGUCAAUGUCGGGUUUUUCUCCCGUGAUUCAUUACCGCUUCUGGAGUUUGUAAUUAUCCAAUUGUGGAAUGCGAUCCAUUCAGCAGGUUUUACUAGCCUAGCUGCGUUUUAGACAAAACCUGGUGUCAAAUUUUGGACGUUACUAGAUGGACGAAGAUAGUUAAUACAUUUUAAGGAAGCAGUGUAUAAUGUCAGUAAUACAUAGAUGCUCAAGUCAACUAAUUGACUUGUCGGUAAA
This is a messenger RNA of Babjeviella inositovora NRRL Y-12698, 2700 nucleotides long. RefSeq names its product DEAD-box RNA helicase (gene PRP5). The transcript has a single exon. Bases 134 to 2425 code for a protein of 763 amino acids. Gene Ontology annotation, molecular function: RNA binding; ATP binding; RNA helicase activity. The record is from RefSeq and is a predicted model, not a curated record. NCBI's taxonomy places the organism in Eukaryota, Fungi, Ascomycota, Pichiomycetes, Serinales.